CCCCCCCCCCUUCUCCUGCGAGCUGGUGUUCGGUAAACACACCAGUUGCAUGUCAGCGGUUUCUGUGCCCUAAAGGAUGCUCUCGCUCAGGUUCCAGAAGGUGUUUUGCAAAAGCAACACCUUGAAAAGAUGCUUCCACUCACUAAAUUCGAAUGUCAUUGGCACAGAGCCCGACCACACGAGCGACGAGUACCAGGAAAACUACCGUGGCAUGAAAGCUCUUGUUGAUGAGCUACAGACUGUAGUUGGCAAAAUAGUUCAAGGAGGGGGUGAAAAAGCUGUGCAGAGACAUGUUUCCCAAGGAAAGCUUACUGCUAGGGAACGGAUUAAUCGACUUACGGACCCUGGCUCUCCCUUCCUGGAGCUAUCACAACUAGCGGCACACAACAUGUAUGGAGAUGCUUACAUCCCAGCUGCAGGAAUUAUCACAGGCAUUGGUCAAAUUGCCAACACUGAAUGCAUGAUUGUAGCUAAUGACGCCACUGUUAAGGCUGGUUCCUACUACCCUAUGACCGUGAAGAAGCAUUUGAGAGCACAGGAGAUUGCGGAACAGAACAACUUGCCCUGCGUGUACCUAGUUGACUCUGCUGGUGCAAAUCUCCCCCAUCAAGCAACUGUCUUUCCAGACAGGGACCACUUUGGAAGAAUAUUUUACAACAUGGCCAACUUAUCUGCAAAAGGCGUAGCUCAGAUAGCAGUUGUUAUGGGAAGCUGCACUGCGGGUGGUGCAUAUGUUCCAUCAAUGGCUGAAGAAACUGUGAUUGUGAGAAGGCAAGGUACUAUAUUCCUUGCAGGACCACCACUUGUGAAGGCCUCAACGGGAGAGAUAGUUUCUGCUGAGGAACUCGGAGGAGCUGAUCUUCACUGCAGUGUUUCUGGAGUGACUGAUCACUAUGCCCUAGAUGAUGAACAUGCUUUGCACAUAACAAGACGAAUCGUUAGAAAUCUGAACAGGCCUCAUAUCCCUCAAACAACUUCAGCUACAUUUGCUCCGCCAAAGUUUUCUGCUGAUGAAUUGUAUGGCAUUGUCGGUACCAAUCGUAAAAAAAGCUUUGAUGUCAGAGAGGUCAUUGCCCGCAUAGUUGACGGUUCUGAAUUUGAUGAGUUCAAGGCAAAGUAUGGAGAUACAUUGAUUACAGGAUUUGCCCGUCUGUAUGGUAAUGUUGUUGGUAUUGUAGGAAACAACGGUGUUCUGUUUCCUGAAGCAGCUAUAAAGGGAACACAUUUUAUAGAGCUUUGUUGCCAACGCAAAAUCCCCCUGAUCUUUUUACAAAAUAUCACAGGAUUUAUUGUUGGACGUGAAGCCGAAGCUGGUGGAAUAGCUAAGCAUGGUGCAAAAAUGGUAACAGCAGUAGCUUGUGCCCAAGUUCCAAAGUUUACUCUAGUCAUUGGUGGUUCCCAUGGUGCAGGCAACUAUGGAAUGUGUGGACGUGCCUACAGUCCAAGGUUUAUGUAUAUGUGGCCCAAUGCACGCAUAUCUGUAAUGGGUGGAGAACAGGCAGCUGGUGUUCUUGCUGAUAUUACACGAGCCCAACAUGAAAAAGCUGGAAAACCUUGGACACAAGAGCAGGAAAAGAAGCUAAAAGACCCGAUAAUCCAGUCAUUUGACAGAGAAGGAAGUCCCUAUUACUCAAGUGCCAGGCUUUGGGAUGACGGUGUCAUAGAUCCUCGAGAUACUCGCCAAGUGCUAGGCCUUAGUUUGAGAGCAGCUCUCAAUGCCCCCAUUGGGGACACUAAAUUUGGUUUGUUCCGCAUGUAAGCUGAGUCAGUUUUAAGAGGUAGGACCUUUGUCUUGUACCAAAUUCAUUCCAGUACUUUAGACUGCGAAUCUGAUUUGAAAUAUUGAGGUUUAGGGUAAGUUCAUUUGUUUUGUGUAGAAUUAAGUUAAGUAAAUAUCUUAUAUUGUUAUCUUGUUUUGUUGAAGAUGUUUUAGGAUAAUGAUAUAGAGCACCUAAUGAAAAGUUCAAUUCAAUUUACAUCUUAAACUAUUUUUCUCCCCUUGUUUAUUUUUGAGUAGGGAAUGUUUGUAAAUUUGUAAUUUUUAUUUUUGAGUCAUUUUUCAGCUUUGUAUUAAGUGAUGUGUACAUUACAUACCUGGGCCCAGAAAACAAGACUGACACUUCACUUUUAAAAAUUUGUUACCUGUUAUGUGUGAAAGUUUUGUUUUAAUCAUUGUUACUUAAUCUGUUAUGGGUUUUAUUUUUUUGCGUUUUUCUGUCAGGAGGACCUAUUUCUUGUUUUACUAUCUGAAUUUUAUAAUAAAGUGUGUUGAUGUUUCA
Thrips palmi is the source of this 2279-nucleotide messenger RNA. RefSeq names its product probable methylcrotonoyl-CoA carboxylase beta chain, mitochondrial (gene Mccc2). Gene Ontology annotation, biological process: L-leucine catabolic process. The record is from RefSeq and is a predicted model, not a curated record. Gene Ontology annotation, molecular function: methylcrotonoyl-CoA carboxylase activity. Bases 77 to 1759 code for a protein of 560 amino acids. Gene Ontology annotation, cellular component: mitochondrion; methylcrotonoyl-CoA carboxylase complex. NCBI's taxonomy places the organism in Eukaryota, Metazoa, Arthropoda, Insecta, Thysanoptera, Thripidae. The transcript is spliced from 11 exons.